AUGCAUAGCUCAGACUCGACCAAUGUUGGCAACAGCACUUUCUUCCCAGGAAUAUUGUUAGCCAAUAGGGUGAUAGAGGGCAAGGCAACAUACAACGAUGCAAGAGAGCAUCUUCGAAAAGCUGAAGAAACAUCAAACCUCGAAAGUGAAGAAGAAAUUGGGGCGAAGAGAAAAAGGAAGGCAAAAGACAUAAUGUUGCCAGGAGAAGAAUCGAGCGAUGAAGAUUACAUGCCGAAGAAAAAAUGUAAGACCAACCGUGUCACAGUUCAUCCAUAUCCAUCUCUUGAUUCUUUUUCAGCUUCAUUCUCAUCCUCACCAUCUACUGGUAUGGAAGUUCAUGAAAUGUGGUCUUCCAUCCCUCCAAAUUCAUUAACUCCUAGGCCUAGUUCAUUCUCCAAUGCCAAAAUUCCUCCAGCACCACUUGCUUCAGCACCACUUGCUUCAGCACACUGCCCGAGAAAAGAAAAAUCUGCACCACUGGAUGUUGAGCGGAUCUGGCUCAUUCUUGGCCAGUUACAAGCUGCAGCAGCUAGCCAGUCUGAGGAAAUCUCUCAGCUGAACAGAAAAAUUGACCUGUAAUUGGCUCGAGGAUGUGUCAACAGUACUUAUUAGGAGGCGGAUGAAAGUAAUGAGCAGGCAC
Schistocerca cancellata (South American locust) is the source of this 640-nucleotide messenger RNA. RefSeq lists its product as uncharacterized. NCBI's taxonomy places the organism in Eukaryota, Metazoa, Arthropoda, Insecta, Orthoptera, Acrididae. Bases 1 to 579 code for a protein of 192 amino acids. The record is from RefSeq and is a predicted model, not a curated record. The transcript has 3 exons.